Messenger RNA from Acanthaster planci (crown-of-thorns starfish), 2092 nucleotides. RefSeq lists its product as uncharacterized. NCBI's taxonomy places the organism in Eukaryota, Metazoa, Echinodermata, Asteroidea, Valvatida, Acanthasteridae. The record is from RefSeq and is a predicted model, not a curated record.
UUUGUGUGGUGUGUGUGUGACAAAUUGAACUUUGAAUUCGAAUUCAAGCAUGGUCUUAUUUUUCUGGCGCACCUGCUUGUAGCCCUGUGACUGUACAUUAAUCAUUAGCCCCUGGUGAACGUUCUACAUGACACAAAUAGUGAAACUUGUUCUCGGGACUGCAAGUUGAGAGACCCAUGUUAGUGUUUUCAACAGCUCUCCCACAUCAGGCACGUACAGGGGGCCUUCUCGCUCGACAGCCCCCGCGUUAUUCAACCUUUACGCGCUCUUUCUAGGCCUAUUAUCCCUCUUGUUAUCGUUUCUUGUUUACUUUGGGCUUGGCUGUUGAAUUGACAAGCCUAGUUCCCGGACUGAUGGACCCCUACGAGUGUACACAACAGCUGACUAAAAUACAAAAUGGCGUCGUGAAAUUCAUUUCAAGCAACUUUGACAGAUCAAAGAAUGUGAGUGUUUGUUACUCUGUCUGAGUAGGGUUCUCUGUGGGGUAUUGUGAAAUGCACACCAAAUCCGCCCGGAUUUGGUGCAUUCGUAUCGACUUGGAGCUCCUCAAAUCUUUUCAUAUAAUGAACCGGCUAUAGCUCGGAGCGGAUUAGUAAAAACAGCCUUCAGAUCCAACUUUUCGACAAAAGACUUCAUGGAUGACACUGGACAUAUGCAACUGAGCUGCUUCAGUUGAAAAGACACCGUAAAGUAGUCCUUGACUAAGGCCCGGACAGUAUUUCCAACACCAUAGUACUCCAAGUUUAGCAAGGAGCCAUCGAACAAGACGCCGUUUAGACUUAAUGUCAACCUGGAUAUUCGGUUUGGUCGAAUGAUGUUCAUGUAAACAGAAAGCAUGAGUGAAGCCCCAACAUCUCCAGUGAGUCUGAAACACGCGGAUCCUUGGAACAGCAUGAGUCUGUCUCGUCUGACAUUCACCGGUAAGGAUCCAGGCAUCACCAAGACAAUCACGGCUCUGGGCAUCCUUAGUCUCAUCUCGAUGCUCCUGGGAGGUCUAUCCGUGCUUCUCCUCAUCCAGCUUAGCAUCAGACAGGAUAACCCACCGACGGCUGAAGCAGCGUCCAAGCGGAUUGGUGGGCUGGUAUGGAUGGAGCGGUUCCUAGAGGCCAGCGUGGUGCUAGCCAGCCUGUGCGUCAUGCUGUGUUUCUGCAGCGUGGUGUCAUGCACGGCCCAGUGUUAUUUUGCAGCCAAGAUGCUGAAAUUACCACAAGGAGAAGAAAGAGCCCGUCGAUUCCUGGGAGACACAUCAGGGACGCGGUUUCUUGCCGUUAGUUCCUUCUUUACCGCAAUACCUGUAUUCAUAGCAACUUUUACGUUGUACAUCAUUCACGAGUUCAGUGUGGUGCCUGCCGCUUUGUCCACGUCCUUCCUUGGCCUCGGCCUUAUUUUCAUUUUUACCACCUUCGGUCGCAGCGUCUGGCUGUGGAGAAGGGAACACGACCUCAUCAUUCGUGGUGUUGGCGUGUUCGAGUACAACGGGACAUCAGCCAUCAGUAGCGUUGAUGGGAGGGCGCCCUUUGCCUACACAAAUAAUGCUAACACGACAGCAGAGACGACGCGAAACCAGUCUACGGACAAUAAUUUGUCAACUCUGGUGUGAAAAUGGUACAUGGUUUAUUUUAACGCUUCAUUUGUUUAUGAUACUGAGCACGCAGUAACCAAUUAUGUAUAUCCAUGGACGUGGACGGUCGUAAAGUUCUUCGUCAGAGAUGUCUGUUUCAUUAACAUAUGCAAUCAUAAUCAUUGUAACGUGUAAAGUGUUUCUCUGCUGUUCCACCGGCGUUUUAAGGGCGUGGCAUUCCGAUAUGCUGCUGGUAAAUUAGUUACGGUUUAUGACUGCAUAAUUCGUUCUAACAAUAAGGCUAACGCAGUGUCACAUCUUUUCACAGUAUUAAACGCCCUGAACCUUUGGAAGGUUUGGACAUUGUUGCUUUUUCCAAAAAACAAUUCUUUCCUAGAGAUACUGUAUGAAAAUAUAUAGCGAUGAAGUGAGCGCCCUUCUCUCCAUGACGUCUAUUACAGUCGCACCCCUAAAAAUAAAUUCCCAUAGACACCAAUGAUAAAUCCUUAUAUUUCAAAAUUGUUUUAAAAG